CUAGUGAUUUAGGCUGGAGGGAGAUUGAGUUUUCCUGUCAUAGUCAAGAGAAACUCUGCGUCUGACUAUAAUGCAGCGCGUGUAUAAAUGAUAUUGUCACAUGUAUAUUUGUAUAACUCUGUAGGGAAGAGUCACACAUUCCCUGCCCUAAAGUACUGGCAUUCACUCUCUCUCUCUGCCCUCACACAGCGCCAUAUUUGUUUCUCUCCCUCUGAUCCACUUUGUACUGACAGAUCCUAUGUCCCCUGCACUGGACUCACAGCUUCCCCUUGUGUCCAUGGCAGGAGUGUCAUGUCAGCCUUGAGCACAGAGGGUUAAGAGGGGAAGGGCUGAGGAGGGAAGACUAAGUGACAAGGGCUGAGAAGGGAGGGGCUAAGGAGGGAGGACCCAGCGACUCCUCCUUCCUCUCUGUCCAGGUCCCCUAUGUGUGGACGCCCAUGUGGGAGGACCCAAGUCAGGGAAGCUGGUUUUGGGAGGUGGACUCAGCCAGGCUCACUGCUUCCUCAGAGGGAGGGGAGUCGGCUUCCUCACUAGCUGCUCUCUACCGGCUACUGCACGAUGCUCUGAAAGGCAGGGGCGACAGCAGCUCGUCAUUACCUGCUGCCAAUAAAAAAUGGAUUUGGACACCCCUGAAUCAGACAGAGAGUGAUAGAUAAAUAACAGGAGAAGGAAGCAGCAGAAAGAAGAAACCCUGUGUUCCAGCCACAAGACCUGCCUCAAUUAACAUCGACUGCUUCAGAUUCCACUCUGAGCUUGGACGAGGGGCCUUUGCCAAGGUCAUGAUGGCUACUUGGACCAGCAGGAAACAACGCGUAGCCAUGAAGGUCUCAGAGAAGACACCAGAGACUGAGAUGGAAGUCCGCGUGCUAAAGGUUGCUAAGGGCAGCCCUUUCCUUUGUCACGCCUAUGGGGCCUUUCAAUCAAAGAACCAUGCCUAUAUCAUCCUGGAGUACAUCAGAGGGGGUACACUUAUGGCUGCGAUGAGGAAGACAGGACACCUGAAGGAAGACACCAUCGCGUUCUACGCAGCAGAGAUGAUUUGCGGCCUGCAGUUCCUUCAUUCCAACGGGAUCAUCCAUCUUGACCUGAAACCAGCUAACAUCCUGCUAGACGGAGAAAGCCACAUAAAAAUAGCUGACUUUGGUCUGGCAAUGGACAACAUGGUCGGGAACAACACCACCACAGGCCUGGUUGGAACAUUCAGAUAUAUGGCACCAGAGGUGAUCCAAGGAGAGGAGUACGGCGCAGCAGCAGAUUGGUGGUCUUUGGGUAUCGUCAUCUACCAAAUGGCCACCUCCACAUUCCCAUUUUGUACCACAAAUGGGAAACACCUGUCAGCACUCAAGGACGAGCCCUUUUAUCCCAGAUGGCUCAGUAAAGAACUGGUGGAUCUGCUGCAAGCACUAUUGAAGAAAGACCAGCAUCUUCGCCUUGGCACAACCGGGAACAUCAGGAAGCACCCUUUCUUCCAUCAUAUUGACUGGGUGAAACUGGAAAAUCGCCAAGUACAACCACCUUUCCAGCUAGCAGUGCGAUCAGUUGAGGACUUCUGUGACUCCGAUGGAGACUCUCCAUUUUUUUCAAGGAAUAAGAUCAGGAAUGGUGGUAACAGAGUCCUAGAGGAUUUCUCCUUCCUGGAUCCCAGCCUCCAGGAGUAAGUGCCAUGUGACAUCCAAGGCCUUCAACUACAGUCAUCUGCCCCAGUUCCGCUGCUGCGUAGAAACCAACCAUCAUCAUCUGCUGCAACUGUCUAAAAUUAACACCCAAGUCUUUUCUGCUGACUUCCAAGGAGGUGACCGAUCCAUUAUAUAGAUCAGGAUUAGUAUAUAUAUUUUACAUUUUAUUGGGUAUUGUGGGGACUUAAUUUAUUAUUACUUAAUUUAAUUCAGUAGGUAUGUAGAAGUGUGUAUAUAUAUAUAUAUAGAAUACAUUUUAUGAAUUGGGUAUUGGGUGGAUGUAAUGUAUUAUUAGUUGAUUUAAUUCAGUAGGUAUGUAGAAGUAUAUAUAUAAUAGAUUUUAUGAAUUGGGUAUUGGGGGGAUGUAAUUUAUUAUUAGUUGAUUUAAUUCAGUAGGUAUGUAGAAGUAUAUAUAUAUAAUACAUUUUAUGAAUUGGGUAUUGGGGGGACGUAAUUUAUUAUUACUUGAUUUAAUUCAGUAGAUAUGUAGAGUGUAUGUUAGAGUUAGGCUAGGAUGUUUUUCUCCCUUAACAGGUAAUUAAGAAGAAGAUAAGGUAAGAGACAGCAGUGAAUGGUAAUAUUGUAUUUAACCACCCUAAUAUUUAUAAAAAUCUUUUAAACCACAUCCCAAUUAUCCAUCACAAUCAUUUGCACGCAGACAUGCUUCCUAAAAACUUUGGACCUCAUAAUAAUAGCAUUAAAAGUGUAUCCAUGUAACAAAAACAUGUAGAGUGAGAUGAGUAUGAGCCAUGCACAUCAUGAAGCCCAAAAUCAGAUGUCAUUGAUCUAUAAAUUCUGGUUCCAACAAGCGCUGCUACUGACACUAAAGAUCUAAAUAAAAUAAUAUCUAUUUAAGAUUAAACACUUGCAGUUCAUAAAGCAAAGAUUAAUAGUUAUUAAGGUUAAUAGGCAUAAAUAAAAUGAAAAUUGUCCAUAUUAUUAUUCAUUUAAAGAUAUUUCUAAACUUCAUGGAUAGCUCCCAUUUUGUGCCAGUGACUAUAUGGUUAAUUGACUAUGCAUAUGGCUUCAUCAAUAGACUCCCCUCUGCACAGUUAUCUCCGCACCUCCAUUAUAUUUUAAAGCUUUGCAACAGCAAGGUCAGCUUCUAAACCAGGUUUAUGUCAUUUCCCUAUUAGAACCUUGAUAGUCAGCUUCCCCAGCUUUAAAUCUAAAGGAAAGUAUAAAUAAAAUAGAAAGAAAUGUAAAAAAAUAAAUAUAAAUUGUACAAUCUGUCAGAAUUACCAGCAAUUCCAUUCAGACACCCCUGUUGUUAUGCACCUGCCAAAUUUUGACUCAAAUUCACCCAGCAAGGCCUCCCCAUUAAACCAAGUCUUCCCCAGGAACUGCCUCAAAGCACAUCACUCUGUCCCUACUUAACAAAAGUAUUCCACCUCCUGUCAAUUUAAAAAAAAAAUCCAUUAAUUCAGUAAAACAAGCAUUAUUAUUACAUUAUUACACAGCAUUAUAUCAUUAUCAUUUAUUUACAUAGCGCCAACAAGUUAUGCAGUGCUUUACAUUAGAUAACUAACAGGGAACAAAUAGUAAAUAACAAACAAUGGUUUACAGAAUACAAUAGGAUUAGAGGGCCCUAUUCGCAAGAGUUUACAAACUAAAGAGUUAGGAUACAAUGACACAUAGGAAUUUUAGAAAGAAAUUUGUGAUCUAUAAUAUGACUGACUAAUUAAGAUACAUUGAAUAAGCUUCCCUAAGCAGGUGGAUCUUUAGGGAGCGUUUGGAAGGAAGGAGAGAGACAACUGGAGGCAGAGAGAGUUCCAGACAAAAGAAAAAGCCAGAGAAAAGUCUUCCAGACGAGAAAGAUGAACGAGUCAAGCAGCACAAGAAACAGAUUGCAGUAGUCAUUAUACAUAGUUUAAAAUGCUUAAUUUUACAAUA
Molecule: messenger RNA, 3569 nt
Organism: Xenopus laevis (African clawed frog)
Lineage: Eukaryota; Metazoa; Chordata; Amphibia; Anura; Pipidae
Product: protein kinase C delta type-like
Exons: 9
Coding region: 780-1658 (292 amino acids)
Source: RefSeq, a predicted model, not a curated record